Messenger RNA from Monomorium pharaonis (pharaoh ant), 9390 nucleotides. RefSeq names its product cadherin-23 (gene Cad74A). Gene Ontology annotation, biological process: homophilic cell-cell adhesion. NCBI's taxonomy places the organism in Eukaryota, Metazoa, Arthropoda, Insecta, Hymenoptera, Formicidae. Gene Ontology annotation, cellular component: cell-cell junction; plasma membrane. The record is from RefSeq and is a predicted model, not a curated record. The transcript is spliced from 14 exons. Bases 3099 to 8627 code for a protein of 1842 amino acids. Gene Ontology annotation, molecular function: calcium ion binding.
CACCAUAAUUCGGUAGAAAUGUCGGCCUCUCUGAAAUCCCGAUUGAUCCUGCAAUCGAUUCGCGAUCGCGAUUAUUAUGCGAGAGGAAUCGCCAUGCGGAUUUGAAAGGUCUCUCGCGUGUGAGAGGAGCGGGAACACGUGAGAAGUGGGUUAUCUAACUGACAACACCCUGUGUUUCAUGUAGUUCACGAGAGUUUUCCCAUAAGUCGUAACAGUAACGUCUGCAGAAACGAGUUGCAAAAACAGAGACGCGGAGAGAAAGAAGGGGAAAGAAAGAGAGAGAGAAAGAGAGGAAGGAAUUGCAUAGGGAGAUGAUGCUUAUGCUGGCGUGAUCUCCCACGACGCGUUCUCUCUCUCUUUCUUUCCACCUAGUGGUUCUACUAACGUGUGUAAUUUAUUAUCGUACGAAUGCAACGCGUUACGUGCCUUCUGGAUUUCUGCAGCCCCGCAAAGAGCGAGAUCCGCCAUUACGCUCGGGAAUCCGAGAUAUGGGAACACAUGGAAUCGACUUAUUUCUCGGAUUCUUCCUGCUAAUUCCUUGACGCGCGCGUCAUCUAAUUACACAUUUGAUUGUAAAUUAUGAGCAGUGAGAACUGUGUAAUUGUGCAACGUACGACUGCCCCGAGUGUAUAAGUAGCUUGAUAUCAAUAAGUUAAUCCUAAAAAACCGGAUGAUUUUAAUCGUGUAUAAUACACCGUGAAAAUUAUGAUACAUGUGUUUUACGAUAAAAAAAAUUGUAUUACACAGAUUUAUUUCUUUAAUGAAUUGCAUUUUUUUCUUUCAGUUAACCAUUAGCUACAUUUAAUUGAAAUCUAGCAUAAAUUCUCAGGAGCAAAGUUCCGAGGCAAUUGUCCGUUCGCCAGCGCGGUGAUUUCAACAGCGGUGCCGAGCGUGGAGGCCGACGCGCGCGUACAUCGCGCGAUUGGAAAUCCAGAAUCCGGUCCGCCCGAUCCCCGGCAGCUUGGAUAGGUCUUGAUCAAGAGCGCUGUCCCGGUUCUACAGACGGGAAAACAAUCUCCGUUCGACUUCGGAUACUGGCAAUGAUAGUCUAUCGUCGGAGGUGGAGUCGCGCCUUUGCCGCGGCCUUUGCUAACUGUACAUACAAAUCCCCUUCCUCCGCUCGCUCGUUCGCUGUAGCGAGGUCCUCCUCUUACCCGAGUGAUUUUCUGCCUUUCUCUCGGUCCCUCUCCCGUCGUCCUUAUUCCUCGAUCACGGAUACCCCUUUUCCGCAUCCUUUUUAUCCCCACUAAGCGAAAGAGCGAAAGAGUGAGGAAGAAAAGGAAUGAGAGAGAGAGAGAGAGAGAGAGAGAGAGAGAGAGAGAGAGAGAGAGAAAGAGAGAGAGAGAGAGAGAAAGAAGAAGAGUGGAAGAACAAGUGAAGAGAACGGAGAGGGACGUAGUACGUCGAGCCUUCGGCAUUUUAACGUUGCUCUUUUAUAGCCUGUACACGUUAAACGUUCGCGGGAGAGACCUUUUGAACUAUCUCUCUGACGAGAUGGACGAGAACGAGGAACUCGCGAUAAACUUACACUGCGUCUAGACGCCAUCUUUGAAAAGCGGUUUAAUUUGCUGACCCUACAGUUAAUCAUCCUUUUUUUUUUUUUUAGUAAUCUAUUUUAAUUUUAUAAAAAUUUGAAACAAGUCGAAAUAUUGAAAAUUGUUUAUCUUUAUUUCAAGAUUUUUAAUAAAUACUUUAAUAAUUAAUUUAAAUAAUACAUUUUGUAGAUACUCUCUAACGUUAAAUUUAUUCACGUUCUAAUACUAUAAAUUAUUACAAGUAGUGUAACGUUAUAUCGCUCUUAAUAAAUCCUCACUUUAAGCGGCAACAUCAUGUUAAUUGGAUAUUAAAGUCGAAGCGUCUCUCAAAGCUCGAGAAUUGUAGAGGAGUUCCUAAAGAAGAUAAUUGUUUAAUUAUUAUGGACAUGGACGCUUCGUUGAAUGAAAAAAAUAUUACUUUCUCCCGCAAAGCUUUCUCUUCAAAUUGUAAUUAUUGGCAUGCAUUUCUUCAUCGCAGCAUUUGUAUGACUGAAGAUAAGAUUAACUUUAUUUCAAUGCGCGCACGCUUAAAUAAAUUUGAUCUUAAAGAAAUAACACUUUUAAUAAUACAUAGCAUAUCUGGGGAUUAACCGGAGAGCUACAUCGAAAGGUCGCAACAUCUUCAAGAUUGCUUCUAGCAAACGAAAUGUCAGGAAAACUGAUGACGCAAUUCCGCUCUCAUCAUCGAUUCGCUUCUCAUUAUAAUCCUAAUCUUCUGUCAUUUUUCACUACUGUCAAACUAUACGCCAAGCAGACGGAGUCAUUACAAUUUAUUAUAAACAGCGCAAAAAUUUUCAAUUAAUGAUUUAACUUGUUAAAUCCUCACUGCAAAGAACUCAGCAUCAUAACACUUACAAAGGAACCUCGUACAUUUUGUACAUCAAUUGUUGCGAAAUACAAAAACAAAAAUCAAAUUACGAAAAUUGAAAUUCUUUUUAUCCGGCGGAUUUUUUUGAAUCGCAGAAAAAUUGCCCUGCAGUCCUAAUUCCUUCGAGCCUAGGCGUAAUUUUCUAGGGUUUGCGUGCGAGGGUCGAAUCGAACCGAUUUUGGAGGGUCACUCAAUACCCGGGACAACAAUGCGAGAAAAAGAAAAAGAAUUCCUCAGGUCGUCGUUCGUCCUCGGUGGAGCUCUACCGCGUACAGACUAUAGGCUGUCUUUACUCCGAGGCGCGCGGCUCCUCUCUCUUUUUCUCUCUUUCUCUCUCUCUCUCUCCAUACCUUCCAUUCCCCGUGGUGGAGGCCGCAUACCUCCUUAGGAUGCAGUAUAGACCUGUCCAUUGCCUGGCAGACACCGGUUCUCUUUUCGGUCCGGAGCGACGCCGACGUUCAAUGAUACCGGGAGAGUAGAAGGGACACUCCUUCGCGCGUUCGUUUCUCGUCCCUUCAGUUACCUUUCCGCAGGUACGUCAUGCGGAUCCGACGCGAUUUCGCGAAUACGUUUGUGUGAACGUAGAAAACCAGGUGGUGCGCGGGAAUAUAGCACGUGCGGUGCCGUGACACGAUGAGGUGAUAAAACCGUGUUGUGCAGUGCGGUAUUUCGGAGCGAAGCUUUGGAAGGUGACGAUGUGGACGAUAUUACUGCUGUUGGUCUCUACGUGGUCGUCGUCAUGGGGUCAGGUGAUAAACAGGGCGCCCCAUUUCAUCCAAGGUGGCGACAUGGCCAGGUUGGCUGUGUCGGAGAGUGCACCACCUGGUGCGCCCGUUUACACCCUCCGUGGGGAGGAUCCUGAGGAGUCCAGAUUGCAUUACUCCAUCAGCGGUGAAUAUUUCACCGUGAACAGGGAGACCGGAGUGGUGAUUCUGAGGAAAGCCUUAGACAGAGAAACGCAAGAUCUCAUUGAAGUCAUUAUUAGCAUAACAGACGAAGGUAUCGCCGGGUCGGAACCCAACACAGUUUCUCUUCGUCGCGAAAUAGCUGUGCUCGAUGAAAACGAUAAUCCACCGGUUUAUCAUGGCCGACCGUAUGCGGCCAGAGUGCCGGAAAGCGCGCACGUGGGUGGCUUGUUACUUCCCCCGGGCACGAUCACGAUCACGGACCGCGACGGUGGUGUGAACGCCGACGUUCAUGUGCAAUGCGUCUCGGCGACACGUGACGACGACGUCUGCGAGGUCUUCGACAUCUCUACGGAGAAGCUUGCUGAAGGGAAAUACGACGUACAGAUAACGUUGGCGGAACCGUUAGAUUACGAGAGGAGAAAUUCGUAUUUGAUUAAUUUGCUCGCGGUCGACGGAGCCAGCGAUCCAUCGAAGAGGUUGCAGGCCAGAGCGACCGUUGCCGUUGAUGUCCUCGACGUUCAGGAUCAGCCACCCGUUUUCUUGAACGCGCCUUACAGUGCGGCGCUUCCGGAGAACACCGCAGCUAGUCACACGGUUUUGAUGGUGCGAGCACGUGACGGUGACACCGGUCAAUCGAGAAAUCUGCUGUUGACGCUGGAGGACGACGAUGCGGGCCACUUCGAUCUCGAGAUGUUCCGGGACGGCGAUGUCACGGUUGGCAAGCUGGUCACGACAAACGCGUCCCUCGAUCGCGAGGAUCCCAGGAUCCUGCAGAACGGCGGCAUCUACACCUUCCAAAUUAGAGCCACCGAGCUGAUCAACAACGAAAUACCGACCGACACCGCGACGUCGAUCGUCACGAUCGUCGUCACGGACGUGGACGAUCUUGUGCCCGCUUUUAACGAGGAUUACUUUAGCAUCAAGAUCUCCGAGGACAUCGGAAAGGACACUCCUCUACCAGGCCUGAAUAUGAUCGUGAGCGAUGGCGACGUGGGCGACAAUGCAAAAUACUUCCUGGCGUUGCGAGACGUGCCGCGAUAUCCUGGAAUAAGCAGAGCAUUCACUGUCAGUCCUGAGGAGGCUCAAGGUCGGGUACCAGUGGUGAUUAAGGCUAAGGAUGUCAAUGUUCUUGAUUACGACGUCGACGAUCCCGCAAAGAGGGAAAUCGAGUUUGACGUCAUCGCGACUGUAGCGAGCGAAGUGAUGGCCACCUGUAGAGUGCACAUCCAGCUGUUAGACGCCAACGACCACAGCCCCGAAUUCUCUCGGUCGAUGUACAAGCUGUCGAUCCCGGAAGACGCGGAACCCGGCACUCGCUUCGGCGAUGUUUACGCGAAGGAUUACGACAGCGGCUCCUUCGGCAAGUUGACGUACACCCUGCGCGGUUUCGGCGCGGACAAGUUCCGGACCGAUUCGCAGAUGGGCGGGAUAUUCGUGGCGAAGAAACUGGACUACGAGGCACAGAAGUCUUACUCCCUGACGAUGGAGGCGACGGACGGCGGUGGUAGAGUGUCCGCCGUUAAUAUUCUCAUCGAGCUCGAAGAUGUUAAUGAUAACAGGCCGACUUUCGAGCAGCCGGAAUAUUCCAGGACCGUACGCGAGGGUGCCACCAGCUUUGAUCCGCAGAUGUUCGUCAGGGCGACUGACGUCGACGGAUCGGCUCAGGGAAAUGGGAAGGUCGUGUAUUCGAUCGGCCGGCAUAACAGCAUGACAAAUGACGUCUUCAAGAUCAAUCCAGAUUCAGGAGAGGUGACUAUGUCGAAACCGGUUCGUUCCGGCGACACUGAAAGAGGCAUUUACGAAUUAAUGAUCCGUGCAACUGAUACUGGAACGCCGCCGUUACAUUCCGAGGCAAAGCUUCUCGUUCGCGUCGGCGUUCCUGGGAACCAGAAACCUAUCUUCCGAGGGAACUACAAGUCGAAUUUACCAGGUCCCAACACUUACCGGGCGAGGCUCUUGGAAAACGCGUCACCUGGAACGGAAGUCAUUCGAGUGGUCGCCAAUGAUCCCGACGGGAGAGAUAACCUGCUGCAGUACUACAUCGCGUCCGGUUCUAAGGAUAAUUUCGUUAUCGAUUCCAGUUCCGGCAUCAUAACUGUGUCACCUGACGCUCGCCUGGAUUUGGAGACUGGCGGUGAAAAAUACGAGGUGAUUGUGUACGCCGUUGAUUCGGGUACACCUGUGAAGGAGACCGCCACCACUACCGUAACGGUGAACAUCGUAGAUGUAAAUAAUAAACCGCCGGCAUUUAAUGAAUCAACGUACAUUGUACAUGUCUCGGAACGCGCAGCCAUCGGUGAACUCGUAUUGAAAACGGUAGCGAAUGAUCCCGACAGCGACGCGUAUCUGGAGUACUCUCUGGUGGAACCGAUAAAGGCUGUCGACAAGACCGGCGUGGCUUUGAAGAACACCGCCUCUUACGAUUAUAGAACGGCGUUUCGAAUAAAUUCCACGACCGGCGCGAUAACUGUUAACCGAAUGCUGGAUUAUCAGGUGGCCGCCGUCGUAAUACUAACGGUGCAGGCGAAAGACUUAAACGCCGUCGUCGACAGGGACGGGCAGAUAGCGAAGGUGGAGGUGAUAAUUUACAUCCAAGCUUACAGCGAUGACAAUCCGACGUUCACGAAUUCCGGAUGGUCGCCAAACAACCCGACGAUAAAGAUCACGGUACCGGAAGAGCAACCCCUGGGUACGACGUUGUUGAUGCUGUCGGCGAAAGAGCCGACGACGGGGUAUUCGGUUCAGAGGUUCGAACUAGUUAGAGAGGACGAUGACGAAGGCUACGUUAAUGUGGGUGUUCAGAGCGGCAACGUGGUGCUGAGCAAGAGACUGGAUUACGAAGUAUUAAAUCAGAAGUUUAUUCGCUUCAAAGUACGAGCGCUUACCAGAGAUUACGAUAUAACGCGAAAGAUGUCGGAGGCCAACGUAGUCGUCGAAGUUCACGAUGUCAAUGAUAACAAUCCGAUUUUUGAACAGAAGGAUUACAAAAUAUCUGUACUGGAGUCAGCUAAACCCUCAAAAAUCGUGUUGAAUGUUAAAGCAGUAGAUAUGGAUAGCUCUAAAACCGAACAAGAAGUUCAAAGGGGAUAUGGCGAAGUGAGAUACUCCUUGACGGGCGAGAAUGCCAAUCUCUUUGAAGUGGAUCCCAUAAUGGGCAACAUUCAGAUCGCCGCAAACACGACUCUCGACAGGGAGAGACAAUCGGUGUUGCGUUUUUAUGUCGUGGCGUCGGACAUGCCACAAGGCGGAGCCGAGCAACGUAGCAGUCGAGCCUUAGUGACGGUCGACAUCCUCGAUGUUAACGAUAACGCUCCUAGUUUUGAACAAGAAUCUUACACCGCGGUGAUCCCGGAGAACGCACCGAUCGGAAUCAGCAUGGUGAACAUCACAGCCACCGAUCCAGACGAGGGUGAAGGCGGGACAAUUUACUUCGAGAUCAUCGACGAAGGUGAAGCUAAUGGAUUGUUUAAAAUAAAUCACACGACGGGCGAGAUUUACUCGGCACGAGCAUUGACGGGUAAAGGCAGAACCGAACCUUACAACAUGCGAGUGCGAGCGCAGGAUGGUGGCGAGCCGACUCUGUACUCGGACGUGAGUCUCACUCUCUACAUCGGUGACGUGGUGAGCAACGACGGCGUACCCCUGUUCAUCAGGCCGACGUUGGAGGAAGUAGCUUACAUCGCGGAGAAUUCGACCGUCGGUAGUCCAGUCUUCCAGGUGGUAGCGUCCGAUCCUGACGAUCCGAAUUUGCCGAACGGCAGAAUCACCUUCCGUUUCCUCGAAGACGGUAACUUUGGCAAGGACGCGAGUGCCUUUAGAAUUAACAGCGACACCGGGCUGAUCAGCACGCGCAAGUUACUCGAUCGAGAAACCAAAGACAGCUAUACGCUGAUCUUGGUAGCGCAGGACCUCGGGGAUCCGCCGCAGCAGGCAACCAGGGUGCUCCAGGUGAUUGUGAACGACAUCGACGAUCACAAGGCACACUUUAAACGGAGCCUGGACAGUCCACCGAUCGAACUGAAUGUCCUGGAGGAAGCACCGGUGGGCUCCAAAGUCGGCGUGAUCGAAGCGGUCGACGAGGAUAUCGGUGAGAACGGAAUGAUCGACUACGAGAUCGUGUACGGGAACGAGGCGGGGCUGUUCGUGGUGCAACGCCUGGAAAAUAAUUCCGCGAUCAUCAAGUCGAACGGUCGUCUCGAUCGGGAAACCACCGAGUUUCACUUGCUAACGGUCAAGUGUUUCAAAUACUCCGCCAAGAAGAUGGACGUAGUGCCGAAACCGUAUAACAGGCAGGAUCCCUCGGAGAGGCAGGUGCUCGUCAAGGUCUUGGACAUCGACGACAAUAGGCCGCGCUUCAAGAAGGACAACGUAACUCUGGGGGUUCGCUUGAACGUGCCGAUCGACACCAGCCUGAUCACCUUAGAGGCCUACGACGCCGAUUCCAGCGCGUUGCCUAUCAACUACAAUAUGAGUAAAGUAUCCUUUAUAUCUCUGGUUGAUCCCGAUAUGUCGCAGAAGGAGAUACCGUCGCAAUUGUCCUUGAACGCGCGCACCGGAGAACUCAGGACGACCGGUUCUAUGGCGGGAUACGCGGACGGCUUCAUGGAGAUGAUCGUGUCGGCGAAUAACUCGUUGACGCCGGGCGGCGAAACCAAUAUCACCGUGAGGAUUUUCCUGUUGCGCGAUCGCGACAUGCUGAAGUUCGUGUUCUCGAAGCCGCCGGUCGAAGUCAGAAAGACGCUGGAGGACUUCGAGAAAGCGGUCCAACAGGCUCUCUCGUUGCCGAUCAGCGUCAACGUCUACGAUACGCAGUUCUAUUCGAAGGAGGACAACUCCUUGGACUUCUCGUCGACCAGCUCGUGCUUCCAGAUGGUCGGCAAAGAGUCCUACGACCUGGACGAAAUGCGAUCGCUGCUGACCGAUCCGAGGAAUAAGGAAUUGAAGAAAGUGUAUAAAACAUAUCACGUGGAAAAGGUGCAGCACUGUGCCGCCGUGGUAGCUCGCGCUGACGCCUCUAUGACGCAGAUAUGGGUCCUGGCCAUUGCGGUUCUUGUUGGAAUCGCUACCAUAAUUUCUAGUUGUACAUUGUGUUGUAUGCAUGCCAGAUAUAAACGGCAAGUAAAACACGCACGUUUGCGUGAUCAACCGCGACCGCCUCUCAGCUACGUGUCUUCAGGGCCAGCUAUGGUCAGUUCUGGGUCUCAUACAACUUUAGGACCUGGUACGAUGGUCACGUUGGGUCCACAUGAGGGUCCAUACGAAUGGGGCGCCGACACGACGCUUUAUCAUCCGAGUACAUUGGGCUCGAGAACGUAGAAAUUUGAAAAUAUUAGAGAAUGCUUUCACAAAUUAUCUUGAGUUUUUCUUAGAGGGAAUAUAAUUGAUAAUAAAUUGUUCAAUUAUUAAACAGCGUUGUAACGACACACGCAAUGCACUUAUUUUUAAUUAAAAAGAAAUUUUAUCUUAAAAUCUAUAAAAUUAUUUAUAUAUUAAAAAAUGUUUAAUUUAAAAAAUAAUAUAAAACUGUUGCUAAGAAAAAAUUAAUUAGAAAUGUUCUUAGAAAUAGUAAUUUUUGAUAAAAGAACUUUUUAAAGGGAAACUUUCUUUAUAGUGGUCUGUGGCAAAGUGUAUGAAAACUAUUACGUUGUUAAUACUUACAAAACUAUCAGUAAUAUGUAAUUUAUGAACUGUGCAGUUAUUUGAAAGAUUGGAAGAAGAAUAUCGAUGGUGCUAUACUCGUAAUGUAAAAAGUAUUGUAUGAUUUAAAACGCGCGCAUAUAAUGCAGUAUAUGUUUGUAAAAUUUGACAAUGCGUGUUAUCUUUAAGUAAUUUUAUGUUAGUUUAAUAUAAUAGUAUAUAAUUAUACAAGCGCAUAUAUAAGUAAAAUAUAAAACUGUAAAUUUUGAACAAUCUCAGAGUUGUAUGUUUUACUUAUAUUACACUUGUGAUAUUAUUAAGAAUCGUCAAGUGAGUUCUCUGUUGUAAUAUAAUGUAAUAUUAUAUUCGUAUUUAAGACAAAAUAAAAAAUUGUACAUUUUAUAGUCGACAAUAUAUACAUUUUCAAGUUUGUAUAAAUUAA